AUGGUGCCAGUCAGAGCCCUAUCCUGCCCCCUGUUGCUGUUCCUGCUGCUGGGGCUGUGGGUGGCCAAGAUCCCAAUCAAUGUCAAGCCCACGAACACUACCUCAGCCCAGUGGUUUGAAAUUCAGCAUGUGCAGCCUAGCCCUCAAGCAUGCAACUCAGCCAUGGGCAAAAUCAACAAGGACAAGAAAAAUUGCAAAAACCUCAACACCUUCCUGCAUGAAUCCUUUUCCAGCGUGGCCACCACCUGCCAGACCCCCAGUAUAGCCUGCAAGAACGGUCGUAAAAACUGCCACAAGAGCCAAGAGCCCAUGUCCCUGACCCAGUGUGAGUAUACCUCAGGGAGGUACCCCGACUGCAAAUACAAAGGGAAACAACUGGAUGCAUUCUUCAUUGUGGCCUGUGAACCUCCACAAGAGGGUGACAAGAAGUAUUCCCUUGUUCCUGUGCACUUGGAUGAUGUUGUCUAA
Carlito syrichta (Philippine tarsier) is the source of this 468-nucleotide messenger RNA. Its product is annotated as ribonuclease 8-like. Bases 1 to 468 code for a protein of 155 amino acids. The record is from RefSeq and is a predicted model, not a curated record. Lineage: Eukaryota; Metazoa; Chordata; Mammalia; Primates; Tarsiidae. The transcript has a single exon. Gene Ontology annotation, biological process: defense response to fungus; defense response to Gram-positive bacterium; innate immune response. Gene Ontology annotation, molecular function: RNA nuclease activity; nucleic acid binding.